Arabidopsis lyrata subsp. lyrata is the source of this 2357-nucleotide messenger RNA. RefSeq lists its product as uncharacterized. The coding region runs from base 419 to 1468 and encodes 349 amino acids. Gene Ontology annotation, biological process: DNA transposition. The transcript has 3 exons. The record is from RefSeq and is a predicted model, not a curated record. Gene Ontology annotation, molecular function: transposase activity; DNA binding. Lineage: Eukaryota; Viridiplantae; Streptophyta; Magnoliopsida; Brassicales; Brassicaceae.
AGAGAAUCAAAACCGUGUAGGUGUGGACGAAGAGCUUUGCGAAGAGAGAGACUUUGAAGCACACUUUGGAGUUGCAGCGAGAGAUGAGGAAGAUGUGAGUGAUGCUGAGAGUGGAGAUGAAAUUUGGGAUGAUGAGAGGAUUCCAGAUCCUUUGUCAGACAGUGAUAACGAUGAAGAAGAUCCUGUAGAUGAUGUUGUUCAUACAUAUUCAGAAGAUUCUGAAGAGCUGUUGAAGUUGGGAAAAACGUUUAGUUGCCCAAAUGAUUUCAAGAUCGCGGUGUUAAGGUAUUCUCUAAAAAGUCGAUAUGACAUCAAGCUCUAUAGGUCUCAGACUCUGAAACUUGGUGCGAAGUGCUCCGACACUGAUGUGAAUUGUCAAUGGAGAUGUUAUUGCUCUUAUGAUAAGAAAAAACACAAGAUGCAAAUUAAAGUAUAUGAGAAUAAGCAUAUAUGUGUUAGAUCCGGGUACUCGAAGAUGUUGAAACGAAGUACAAUAGCUUGGUUGUAUUCGGAAAGGCUGAGGAAGAAUCCGAAAAUUACCAAGCAUGAGAUGGUUGAUGAGAUUAUGCGAGAGUACAAUCUUGUUGUAAGUGCUGAGCAAUGUUCAAAGGCGAAGACCAAAAUCAUGAAAGAAAGGAAAGCCACUCAUGAAGACCAUUUCUCUCGUAUUUGGGAUUAUCAAGCUGAGGUUUUGCGAACAAAUCCAGGGACUAAGUUUGAGAUUGAGACCAUUCCAGGGCCAACAAUAGGAAGCUUACAAAGGUUCUUUCGUCUAUUUAUUUGUUUUAGAUCACAAAGAGAUACUUGGAAACAGACUUGUAGGGCUAUCAUAGGUUUAGAUGGAGCGUUUCUUAAGUGGGACGUCAAAGGCCAUCUCUUAGCUGCAACUGGGAGAGACGGAGAUAAUAGGAUAGUUCCUAUAGCCUGGGCAGUAGUUGAAAUAGAGAAUGAUGAUAAUUGGGACUGGUUUGUUAGAAUGCUAUCUGCUACUCUAGAUCUACAGGAUGGAAGGAAUGUGGCAAUCAUUUCAGAUAAACAGAAGGGUUUAGUCAAAGUUGUUCACAACGUUAUACCAAAUGCUGAACAUCGUCAGUGUGCUAGGCAUAUUAUGGAUAAUUGGAAAAGAAACAGUCAUGACAUGGAGCUACAACGUAUAUUCUGGAAGAUUGCAAGAAGCUACACUGAAGGAGAAUUUAAUGCUCAUAUGGAAGCAUUGCAAAAAUACAAUCCAGGUGCCUUUGCUUCACUCCUAAGUACGAAUCCUAGGACAUGGUCUAGAGCUUUUUUUAGGACAGGAAGUUGUUGCAAUGACAACUUGAAUAAUCUGAGUGAGUCAUUUAAUAGCACAAUUAGACAAGCUAGGAGAAAACCUUUGCUAGACCUGUUAGAGGAUAUUAGGAGGCAGUGUAUGGUGCGAAAUGAGAAAAGGUGGGUUAUAGCUGGGAGAUUGAAGACUAGAUUUACAUAGAGGGCACAUGCUGAGAUUGAAAAGAUGAUUGAAGGGUCACAGUUUUGCAUAAGAUCGAUGGCCAGGAACAACAAACAUGAAAUAACCUUGAAUGAUGUGUCUUAUUCUGUUGAUAUGAAUGACAAUACAUGUGGUUGUAUGAAGUGGCAAAUGACGGGGAUACCGUGUGUUCAUGCUGUAUCUGUUAUAAUCGGAAAGAAACAAAAGGUAGAGGAUUAUGUUAGUGACUGGUACAUGACACAAAGGUGGCAGCAAACAUACAAAGAUGGUAUUGAGCCUGUCCAAGGCAACUUGUUGUGGCCAAGGAUGAAUAGGUUAGGAGUUUUGCCACCACCAUGGAGAAAAGGUAAUCCGGGGAGACCAAGCAAUUAUGCUAGAAAGAAAGGAAGAUAUGAAGCUGCAUCAUCCUCAACUACAAGGAUAUCCCGCUUGCACCGAGUGAUGACAUGUUCAAACUGCAAACAAGAAGGACACAACAAAAAAGGUUGUAUGAACCCGUUUGUUGAGGAGCCACCAAGAAAACCAAGAGGUCGACCAAGAAAAGCUCAAGAACCAAGAAAUGUUUUGUUUGGACAAGGCUUGUCACAAGGAUUUUCACAGGGAGUAUCACACGGACAAACUUCUCAAGGAUCACAAGGUGUUUCUCAGAGAAUUUCACAAGGACUACCAUCUCAAGCAUCUGGAGCAGGUCAAGGUCCGCAAGGACAAGGAUUACAUGGCUGGAGAUCAUGGUUUGAGUGUUCAACCUAAGGACCUUUUGAUCUUUAUGGUCUGUUUUUUUUUUUUUUUUUGGUACUUUGGUCAGAUCAUAAGUAUGAAUUGUCUUUUAUUGUUAUUUUGGCUUGUCUUUUAACUUGAAAUAUUUCUUUUAUAGUAUGAAUUGUUUCUU